AUGGAACCAAGGAACAAUACAGAAAUUUCGGAAUUCUAUCUUGUGGGGCUUUCAGAGGAACCAGAAUUGCAGCCCUUCCUAUUUGGGCUUUUCCUCUCCAUGUACCUGAUCACUGUGUGUGGAAAUCUGCUCAUCAUCCUGGCCACCAUCUCAGACUCCCACCUGCACACCCCCAUGUACUUCUUCCUCUCCAACCUGUCCUUUGUGGACAUCUGUUUCACCUCCACCACCGUCCCAAAGAUGCUGGUGAACAUCCAGACACAGAGCAAGGUCAUCACCUAUGCAGGCUGCAUCACCCAGAUGAACUUUUUCAUACUCUUUAUAGUGUUGGAUGACUUCCUCCUGACUGUGAUGGCCUAUGACCGGUAUGUGGCCAUCUGUCAUCCCCUGCACUACACGGUCAUCAUGCACCCCUGGCUCUGUGUGGUGCUGGUUCUGGUGUCCUGGAUCACAAGUGUCCUGUAUUCCUUGUUACAGAGCUUAAUGGUGUUACGGCUGUCCUUCGGGACACACACUCAAAUCCCCCACUUUUUCUGUGAAUUUAACCAGGUAGUCCACCUUGCCUGUUCUGACACCUUCAUUAAUGACAUUGUCAUGUAUUUGGGAGCCAUAUUGCUGGCUGGUGGUCCCUUCGCUGGGAUCCUUUACUCUUACUGUAAGAUAGCAUCCACCAUACGUAAAAUCUCAUCUGCUCAAGGGAAGUACAAGGCAUUUUCUACCUGUGCCUCUCACCUCUCAGUAGUCACCUUAUUAUAUGGUACGAGUCUAGGUGUGUAUCUUAGUGGGGCUGAUACUCAAAAUUCACACUCAAGUGCAGCAGCCUCAGUGAUGUACACUGUGGUCACCCCCAUGCUGAACCCCUUCAUCUACAGUCUGAGGAAUGAAGACAUAAAGAGAGCCCUGAGAAGAUUCACUGAGAGGAAAACUAUUGUAGAAUAA
Molecule: messenger RNA, 939 nt
Organism: Tupaia belangeri chinensis (Chinese tree shrew)
Lineage: Eukaryota; Metazoa; Chordata; Mammalia; Scandentia; Tupaiidae
Product: olfactory receptor 7A10
Exons: 1
Coding region: 1-939 (312 amino acids)
Biological process (GO): G protein-coupled receptor signaling pathway
Cellular component (GO): membrane
Molecular function (GO): olfactory receptor activity; G protein-coupled receptor activity
Source: RefSeq, a predicted model, not a curated record